Molecule: messenger RNA, 1602 nt
Organism: Vanrija pseudolonga
Lineage: Eukaryota; Fungi; Basidiomycota; Tremellomycetes; Trichosporonales; Trichosporonaceae
Exons: 3
Coding region: 1-1602 (533 amino acids)
Source: RefSeq, a predicted model, not a curated record
AUGUCUGGUCGCCCGCUCGCAGGGCCAUCACCCCUCUCGGGGCCGUCGCCGCGCGCUGGCCCCAGCCCGCUCGCUGGGCCGUCGCCCCGACCCGUGACUGGGCCGUCCCCCCGCAACCCUGGUCCAAGCCCACGGCCGGCGCCGAGCCCAGCAGGCAGACCGCGCGGACUGCCGACGCCCACACGCCCCUCGCCGGCGUCGUUACCUGGUGCUGCGAGCCCAAACGUCCCGAGCAAGCGGCGCGAGAGCUCGAUCGCGACAGACAAGCGCGAGCCCAAGCGCCCCAAGCUCCCGCCCGGCGCGCAGUGGAUCACCAACCAGGUCGACGUGAUGCAAAAGCAGUACAAGGACGCGCUUAUCGCGGCUACCAUGAUCCUCCAGUACAAGGCUGACUGCCAGGCCAUCGGGUACGCAUCCAAGCCCCCACGGCGGCUCGAGAUCCGUCUCGAGGCCGCGUGGAAAAACUACGACGCAACACGGCGCCAUGUCGAGUGGUUUAUCGUGAGUGGAGCGCGUGGGGCGCUGUCUGACCAUCAGGCGCAGAAUGUGGAGUAUGCCGCGGCGCCGGACAAGUUCAACGCGCGCUUGCGGCCACCUGCAGCGCUCGCCCCGCCGCCGAUACCCACGCCGUCGCCGGCCUCGGCGCUGCCCGCGCACCUGACGCACACGCCAAACGUGUCGUCUCCCAUCCCCUUGUCGUCGACGUCCUUCCUCUCGCAGAACGCUCACCCGCCAGCUGUGACGGCUCCCGCUCAGCCAGUGCAGGAGAACGUCUUCCCCGAGGGGCUCAUGUUCCCCGACGGCAACAUUGACCUCUCCAACCUGGGGAUGGACGAGCUCAACGCCAUCAUCUCUGGCGCGAACGGCAUGGAUGCGCAGCAGCAGGCCGCCGGGACGCCGGGCGAUGUGUUCGCCAUGACGCCCAACACGUCCAAGCUGCUGGCGACGCUCGAAGGAAACGGUACGCCAGCGGCGCAGGCCGCGCCGACGCCGUCUGCAGGCGCGCAGCAGGCCACCCCGGCGCCUGAUGCGACGCCCAGCCAGGCGCCUCCAGCGCCCACUGCGCCUGCGGGGGACAGCACGUUCGACUUUACGUUUGACCCGGCCGACAUGGACCUGUCCAACCUGGACCUCGAGGCGCUCGAGGGGCUGUUUGGGGGUGGAAAUGGUGGUGGCGACGACGGCGGAUUGGCUGCCCUCGGCGAGGUGUCGGGUAGCGGGGAUGGCGGAGCAGCUGGCACGGACAACGCAGGCACAACGGCACCCGCCGACGACGCGGGCGGCGAUCUCAACCUCGACGCGCUGCUCGCUGGUGGCGACCUCACUGCCCCGCCGGUGCCCGAGCCACCAGCGCCAGUCGAGCAGUCGUCACAGCCGACAGCCCCCGUACCAGCCCCCGAGCCCGUCGUCUCGUCACUACCAGACCCCGUUCCUGCACCACAACCCGCCCCAGACGCCACCGCGACAGUCACCUUCGACGACACCAACCUCGGCGACCAGGGCGGUAUGGGCGACAUCAACUUUGACGACUUUAAUUUCGAUGACCAGAUGCCGCAGGUUGACGGCGACGAGUUUGCGUCGCUGUUCGCAGAGUUCAAGUAG